AAGAUUGAAACAGAUAUGAAGAUGAAAGGAAGGAUAAGAUUCCGUGGAAGGGUUUUUACUGGGCAACCUGGUAAACAAAUAAUCGCUGCUAAAAGAACAGAAUACAGCCACUAUGUGAAUCAGCACUUCAAUAAGUUCAAACCCACUAGGUUGGCUUCACAGGGAUGGAAACACAGCCGAUCUUGUGGAGAUCAUUUCACAAUAAAUAAUACAAGAGGGAAUCCUGCUUUUCCUAAGAAAUCAGACCAGGGUUCAGAGCAUAAUGAGUCAGUGACAAGUUUUAGUGAUUUCCAUCUCCAUGAAUCAUUGAUAAAUGGACUGGCCAGCAUGGAAAUUGAACAACCAACUAAUGUGCAGAUCUUAACAAUUCCUCAAGUUAUGAGAGGACACAAUGUCCUAUGUGCAGCUGAGACAGGUAGUGGUAAAACAUUAUCAUAUCUACUGCCUAUGCUACACCAGAUGAAGACAGAGACAGAGAAGCUUGGUAUGAAAUCAGCCGUGGGUUUACCAAGAGCUUUAGUAUUGUUACCAGCCAGAGAACUGGCAGAGCAAGUGUUGGCUGUUGCUAGGAGAUUGAGCAAAUUUACUGAAUUGUCAGCAAACAUAGUGGAAGGUGGAAGAAGACAUAAAACUUUACAUAGUACAAGUGAUUCUCCAUUGGAUCUGAUGGUAGCUACUCCUGGAGCAUUGUUGAAAUGUGUUACAUCAGGAUGGAUUCACAUGGACAAUGUACGUUAUGUAGUGAUAGAUGAAAUCGACACAAUGUUAGAUGACAGUUUUCGAACCAUGACAUUGAACUUACUAAAACGAAUAUCUAUCAGGCACAGUGCGGAUAACACAGAGAAUGCUCAGGUCAUCAUGAUUGGAGCCACCAUGCCAAAAAAUGCAGAAGAAAUGUUGGACAAUGUUGUGGAGGAUGGAUCUCUGGUUACCGUGAAAACAACUCAUUUACAUCAUCUGAUGCCACACAUACCUCAAAAGUUCAUCAGAAUCCAUAGCAAAGAUAAAGCAGGAAAGACUUUGGAGCUUGUGAAAAGAGAUGUUAAAUGUAAAAUUCCAGUUGUUGUGUUUUGUAAUAAAAUAGAUUCCUGUAAUUGGUUAUAUCAGUUUUUGAAAGAGAACAACGUGUCUGCACUGAAAUUGAAUGGUGGAAUGAAUCACAAGGAAAGGUAUGGUUUGUUUCAGCAGUUCCAGAAGGGCAUACAAAAUGUAUUGGUUUGUACUGAUAUCGGCUCCAGAGGUCUAGAUACCAUUAGGGCACAACAUGUCAUUAACUUUGAUUUCCCGCAUGGCAUGUCAGAUUACAUUCAUCGUGCUGGUAGAGUGGGUCGAGUUGGAAGUCAAACAUCAGGUCAUGUGACCAGUUUAAUUGUACACAAAUGGGAUGUUGAUUUAGUUCAUAAAAUUGAGCGAUCUGUCAGGAUGAGAGAGGUCCUACCAAAUGUAGAUGCCAAUAUCAAGGCAAAGCUGCUGAGAAUCUCACAGGCACAAGUUUUAGAGGAUGAACUGUUUUAGAAUCCUUAAAAUUGAUGUUGCUUUUACCAGUGUGUCUAUUUGAUGUUGCACCUAUUCCUGUAUGUGUGGUCACUGCUCUGCUGAUUUGCAAAAUUUGUUUCACAACCAGUUAAAACUUUCAUUAAUCUGUGUCCGGGC
Messenger RNA from Saccoglossus kowalevskii, 1653 nucleotides. RefSeq names its product putative ATP-dependent RNA helicase DDX28. NCBI's taxonomy places the organism in Eukaryota, Metazoa, Hemichordata, Enteropneusta, Harrimaniidae. The record is from RefSeq and is a predicted model, not a curated record. Gene Ontology annotation, molecular function: RNA helicase activity; nucleic acid binding; ATP binding.